Trametes versicolor FP-101664 SS1 is the source of this 995-nucleotide messenger RNA. Its product is annotated as aldolase. Bases 64 to 930 code for a protein of 288 amino acids. Gene Ontology annotation, biological process: carbohydrate metabolic process. The transcript has 8 exons. The record is from RefSeq and is a predicted model, not a curated record. Gene Ontology annotation, molecular function: zinc ion binding; aldehyde-lyase activity. Lineage: Eukaryota; Fungi; Basidiomycota; Agaricomycetes; Polyporales; Polyporaceae.
CCACUACGUCGACCAUCGAAACAAACGCAUUGUGUAUGACCUAGAGUAAGCUCACGUAUAGCGAUGUCACUCGAGAACAACCGCACCCUUGCCAUCCUGCGCAAAGCAGAGGCAGAGGGAUACGGCAUACUCGCCCAGACAUGUUACGAUGCGAACUGCGUUAUAGGUCUGGUGCGCGCUGCCGAGCGCGCUCGUAGUCCAGCGAUCAUCCAGAUGUUCCCCAUCACACUCGAGUUCGGAAAGGGUCCAUGGCUGCAAUUCUGCCUGAACGCCGCCCACCAAGCCUCAGUUCCGAUCGCGGUGAACCUGGAUCACGCAACCGAUCCGGAGCACCUGGAACUCGCGCUCUCGCUCGCCGAGCAGGGUAUCGCGUUCGACAGCAUCAUGGUCGACGCCAGUCAUGCGGAGACAGACGAAGAGAACAUCGCCCUCGCGCGGCCGUACGUUGAGCGAGCGGCGAAAUGUGGCAUCGCCGUGGAAGUCGAGCUUGGUCGUCUCGAGGGUGGCGAGGCCGGUUUACGCAUGAUAUCCGACGCGAAGCUCACCAGACCUGAGAAGGCACUCGAAUUUAUGGAAGGGACUGGCGCGCUGGUGUUGGCACCGAGCAUCGGUAACCUCCACGGGUUGUACAUAAACCCUCCUAACUUCAGACAAGACAUCCUUCAGGACCUGCAGAAGACAUUCGAGGGCAAGAUCCCGCUCUGCUUGCACGGCACCGACCAGCUUCCAGACGAGCUGUUCAAGGAGUGCAUCAAGAACGGGAUCUCGAAGAUCAAUAUUAACAGCUGGGGUCGGGACCCCUACGCGAAGAAACUCGCCGAGAGUCUGCAGAGCAAGCCGUUCCCCGACGCGGUCGACGAUGCGACAAAGGUGUUUGAGGAGGUCUGCGAACGCUUCUUCAAGCUGUUUGGAUCCGCAGCGAAGGCGUGAAAGAAGGUUCAGUAGGAUGUAUCAUCUGUAUUUUUAAGCGAUGUGUACGAUAUGCUACCGCCAAC